CUCACACAGAUGCUGUGGACCCUGCACACCCUCUGGGGCUGAUCUGGUUUGAGAGGGCUGGAGUGAUGUGCUUGAGUUAUAGGUUUGAAACUUAGUGUCAAGGGAUGUGGCAUAAGUUUAAGGAUAGAAGCCAGGGGUCCUGGACAGAGGAUGGGGAGAAGAGGUUCAGAGUUAGGCAGUCAAUAUGGAUGUACAGUAUCAGGUGGGUAGAGGGAGGCUGGAGGGCAGACACAGCUCUGACAACGGUCAGACACAGCUCCAUUCAUUCAACACUCAGAAAAGCCAAAGAAUCCGGUGCACAGUUACCAGAGGAGACUUCCUCUUCAAAUUCCUGGUGAUUGGCAGUGCUGGAACUGGCAAGUCAUGUCUCCUCCAUCAGUUUAUUGAGAAUAAGUUCAAACAGGACUCCAACCACACUAUCGGCGUGGAGUUUGGAUCCAGGGUGGUCAACGUUGGGGGGAAGACUGUGAAGCUACAGAUUUGGGACACUGCUGGCCAGGAGCGGUUUCGGUAGGUAGCCGGGUU
Messenger RNA from Grammomys surdaster, 525 nucleotides. RefSeq names its product ras-related protein Rab-4B-like. Gene Ontology annotation, cellular component: endosome. Gene Ontology annotation, molecular function: GTPase activity; GTP binding. The record is from RefSeq and is a predicted model, not a curated record. Lineage: Eukaryota; Metazoa; Chordata; Mammalia; Rodentia; Muridae. Gene Ontology annotation, biological process: regulation of endocytosis. The transcript has 3 exons. Bases 185 to 514 code for a protein of 109 amino acids.